CACACCACAAGCAACAGGUGCUCAAACGCAAACAAAAAUUCGAGUUAAGCGGGUCGCCGUGCGGAAAAAGAGCUGCUCGCCAAGCCAAAGAAACUAAACAAGUCACAGCGCGGAAACGCUAGAAUCGUUAGCACCUGUUCUCCCAGCAUUUGUCCAGCCUCUGCGCUUGCGUGUGUGUGUUGUUUUUAUCGGUGUUCGGCUUACCCUGCGCCGCAGUUUCAACUUAAAAACAAUAUUAAUCAAAUUGCUGGCUGCAAUUGCAGCAUAUUUUCCACGCAGUCGCCAGCAAAAGAGUAAAAGAAACAACAAGAUAAGCAGCAGCAUAAACAUAAGCCAAGAAACCAAGAAACCGGUUAAAGCGGACAGAGUGAGUCCGAAAAGGGGCGCCCCCAAAAGAGCAAGCGAGACACACAUACAGCGUGAAAAGUACAACAACGAAAAAUACGAAAAAACAAAACGAAAUAAAAUAAAAUAUCCACGGAUUUUGGUUUUGUUUGCCCAAGAAGUGUGUUUGUUCUUUGUUUACCCUUGCUAACACCGCGUUUUCCCCCCGUUAAUGUUGCUGUCUUAUCGGCCGAUCAAAUCGAAAGUGAACAAGUAAUCGGUAUCACCCUGCAAUUGCCGGAGCACUUCGCGUGGCCUCUUUCUUAUCGUCACCACCGUCCACUUCAAAUACCUGUUGUUGCCUUCACAAUCCUCGAAAGGCCCACUUGACACACCUCAAAGGCGCUUCAAUAAAUAUUUGUGGAAGUUUUAAGAUAUUCCGUGUUAUCAUGUGUGUAGCCAACGGAUAUUGAUCGGUUACAUCAAAAGCAAUCCUUAAAAUGGCAGCCAGCAGCAGCAGCAGCAGCAGUACCAGCCCCCAGUCUCCGAUGGAGGGAUGCGAUGAGGUGGACUUUAUAGCAGCCACGCACCACCACCACAACAACAACAAUGAAUACGAGGAUCUGGGCGGCGUGAGUCAAGCGGUGAUCAACACCAAAGCAGCCACAGCUCCACCCGCAACAGGAACACCAACAGCAACAACACCAAACAACGAACCAACGCCAAACACCAGCACACUGAAGAAGGCCAAGGAGCGCCGCACUCUGUUCCACUUCGGCAGCAGCAAGAAGCUGAGUCAGAGCAAGUCACAGGAGUCGCAGCAGGAGACGGGCGGCAAGGAAAAUCCCCCAGCCACAGCCCCACCCACACCCACAGCCCCACCCACACCCACAGCCACUUCCGCUCCCCUUCCGCCGGUGCCCAUUGGAACUCCGCCGCGUCAGCACAAGUUUGUAAAGAGCAACAGCCUGGCUCGGCUGCUGGGCAACACCUACAACGCCAAGAAGUUCGAGAAGCAGGAGCAGAAGCGCCUGGCCGGUGCCGGAGCCGAGGGUGGCAAGUUCAACACCUACAGCGGGCGGCGGGGACGAGCGGGUCCCUACCUAGAGCGCUUCAAGCGGGUGUCCAAGGAGGACGGCGAUGUGGCCGGCGGCGAUGACUCCGUGCAGAUCACGAACGUGGUGACUCUGACCACGGACUCGCGGGAUCUGCUCUACGGCAGCCGGCAGGAGCAUGUGGGUCGCUCCGGCACCCAGGAUCAGCUAAGCUCAAAGACCAUUCGCACCUUGACCCGCAGCUUGGGGAAGCUUUGGAGGCGCACCCACAGUGUGGAUAUCAGCACACCCGAUCCCGAGUUCAAGGUCUCGUACCUGGGUAACGUCCUCACCGGUUGGGCCAAGGCAGGCGAGGGUUGUGUGGAGAAGCAGCUGAACACCCUGUGGCGGAACUACACGCAGCACUCCAAGCCGGACGUGAUUAUGCGGCUGAAGGUGUGCGCCUCUGGGCUGAAGGCCACCACCCGGCAGCAUGGCCUGACGGAGUACUGGGCCCACCGCAUUACCUACUGCUGUGCGCCGAAGAACUAUCCGCGGGUCUUUUGCUGGAUUUACCGCCACGAGGGCAGGAAGCUCAAGCACGAGCUGCGCUGCCAUGCGGUGCUCUGCAGCAAGGAGAAGAUUGCCCAGGACAUCUGCGACACUCUGAGGGAAAACCUUGACAGCGCUUUGCGGGAAUUUAAACGUGAGAAAAUUCUAAAGCAAAACGCUCGCCUCAGCCUGGCCAAUGCCGUCUAUGACAAUCCUAGCCUCCCGCGCCGCAAGAUCAUGUUGAGUGUGGGCGGCAACAAUUAUCGACCGCCCCUGGAGCGCUCCAAGUCGGCGCCUAAGCUGAUGGCCAUCGAGGAGGCCAUCGGCGAGGAGGAGGGCGAUGAAAUCGAAGAUACCAACGAGCCGGAAAUGAUGCCCUGCUGUCAGAAGGACUCGCUGUACCCGGCCAUGACUCUGGGCCGGCGUCGUUGUCGUCGCGGGCACUCAAUCCGCCGAACGGGAAAGAUCUUGCCCUCGUCGCCCUGCUGCAGCUCGCAUAUGAUGGCGAAGGAGUUGCCCCAGGAGGAGACCACCGCCGUCAGUGCUGUCAACGAUGGCUCCGACUCGGAUGACUUCGAGAAGCUGCUCAAGUUUGACACGACCCUGAGCAAUGAACUGCUGCCGUACUUCGACAUGCAGCUGCACAAGAACGGCAGCCAGAGCAUGGUGAGCCUCAGCGACCUGAAGGAGGACGAUGGAGAGCCACUAAGCCUGCUGCCCACGAUCAACAGCGACCCCAGCGCAGAUCCAGAGGCUGACUACUCCGCCGAAGAUCACGGUGUGACCGCUCCGCGUCGCAACGGUGUCUGCAGUGACGGCGAGGAGGAUUUCCUCGACGAUGCGGACGAUCAUUACUUCCGGCAUGCGGCCAUGCUCACCAUGCUGCACCGGAGCUCGAUGAGGAAGAUGCGGGCCAGCGAUCAGGCCAGCAUGCAGUACCGCCACCAGGCGCAGUCAUCGAUCUCCUCGAACGCCUCCAGCUCGACGACGGCCAGCACUUCGGCGGCAGCAGGCGUCGGUUCCGCUCAGCAGGGCCUGGCCAGUCCCGACAGCGACGAGGGAUCCAUAUCCAGUGGCUGCGAGACAGCCAGCACAGUCACCAAUGCCAACCACGAGGAGUACAACGGAAAGAGGGACAGCGAUCAGCUGGAGCAGUCGCAGCUGGAGCUGGAGCAGGCGCAGGUGCUGGAGCAGAUGAUGAUCUACCAAAGACUGGAGCAGCAGCUGCGCCACAAUAGUGGCGAUGCCACCAACUACAGCAGCUCCAGCAGCAUUACGCUGAAGCGCAGCGACUCCGGCAGCGAUGAACUGGACAAGCAGGAGCACAACGACCAAAUCAAUCCCGAUGACGGCUCGGACAGCGACGAGAGCGGCUAUGUGGAGUUCCAGGAGAAGGAGCGACCGGUGCAGCAGGCUCUAGUUAGCCAAGCCAGCCUAACGCUGGCCAAGAAAGCGCCCGUCAAGCCGCAGAUUCCACCAAAGCCAGCACCACGUCGCUCGCUCAGUCUCAAUUUGGCCACCGCCAACGCCCCAGCGACACCAGCCGCUGGCAAGGCACCGGGCACGGCCGUCUGAGGAGGAAAAUGCUUUAAACACAACGGCAAUCCGUCGUCUACAAAUUGUUAUUUCUGCACACCCGUCAGCGACCACAGCAAACACACAAAAAGUGCAAGAAAUUGAAAUCCUAGUUGUAGGUUAUCCAUUAGCAAGUAGCCGUUAAGUCAUUUGUUGUUGGUUCAUUGAGAGGAAAGCCUAACGAUAUUCCCCCAUCAUCACUAUGUAUGUGUCCCCGCCCCCCCAUUCCAAAAAUAAUGAAUUUAUAUUGUAUGCCCCUGUAAAUAAAUUAGAAGCCCUAUGCACUGCAUGUACUAUAUAAUAUAUACACGAUUGUAUUUGAUGAAAUCUAUCUUACGUAUCAAUAUAAAUUAUUAUCUAAACGA
This is a messenger RNA of Drosophila kikkawai, 3850 nucleotides long. RefSeq lists its product as uncharacterized. Lineage: Eukaryota; Metazoa; Arthropoda; Insecta; Diptera; Drosophilidae. The record is from RefSeq and is a predicted model, not a curated record.